Cylas formicarius (sweet potato weevil) is the source of this 2005-nucleotide messenger RNA. RefSeq lists its product as uncharacterized. The record is from RefSeq and is a predicted model, not a curated record. NCBI's taxonomy places the organism in Eukaryota, Metazoa, Arthropoda, Insecta, Coleoptera, Brentidae. The transcript has 4 exons. Bases 139 to 1599 code for a protein of 486 amino acids.
ACCCCACCUCUUCGGCGUUGACAGCGUCGAAGAGCCCGAACCUAUAUAACCGCGUCAAGCACGCCGUAGUAGACCAACAAGUUUGUUGUUUUUUACUAGCAAACACCCCGCAGCACGGUGUCUAGGGGUCCUAGAGCCAUGAGGGUCCACCGGAACCUAGUGGUUGCUCUACUGGUAACGCUACAUGUUACGUGGACAUGCGGUAAAGCCGUGGUCAGCAAAAACGAUGUUAAUGAACAAACCGCCGAUAUAAAACAAGCUGCACAAAGAAGAGUUGGAUAUGACUAUACUCCUGCCGGUUUAAGCGACGGCUAUGACGGAGGCCCAGAGAUUCCUUCAGGUUCCGGCGCAGCAUUCGGUGGCGAUGCUUCCGCUCAUAUAUCACUUGACGGUGGGGGGGUAGACGUGCAACACGUAGAUGUUCACCAAGUAGGUAUUCACACCGAUGUGCAACACAUUGCCGAUGUUGAACAUCAUUAUGAACAUCAUGAUCAUUACGAUCAUCACGAUCACCACGACGUUGUCGAUCAUCAUGAUCAUCACGAUCAUCAUGACGGUUAUUGGAAGAAAAAGGUAACGUGGAAGAAAGGUUGGAAGAAAAUUUGGAAACCGGCGCAGAAGAAAAUUUGGAAACCACAAUGGAAAAAAUACUGGAAACCGAUCUGGGUUCCCACACAAAAACCGGCAUGGAAAGAAAUUAAAGUACCCGAUUGGAAGAAGAUAUGGAAGCCGGUUUGGAAACAAAUUCAAGUCCCCGCGUGGAAAGAAAUUCAAGUGCCGGACUGGAAGAAAAUUUGGAAACCGGUAUGGAAACCCAUUCAAGUCCCCGCGUGGAAGGAAAUCCAGGUUCCCGACUGGAAAAAAAUAUGGAAACCCGUUUGGAAAGAAAUUUCUGUGCCCGCAUGGAAGGACAUUCAGGUGCCGGCCUGGAAGAAAUACUGGUAUCCCGUUUGGGUUAAAGAAGGUAUUCAUGGAGACCAUUAUUUAGGAAAGGAUCAUGAAGGUAAUGAAUAUACGGCGCACGACAUCUGGAAGAAGAAAAUAGUUUGGAAAGCGGCUUGGAAAAAAUAUUGGAAACCAGCCAAAAAGCAAAUCUGGGUUAAAGAUAAAAAGCUUGAGUGGAAAGCCGCAUGGAAACAAAUAUGGAGAACGGAAAAAAAGCAGAUUUGGGUAGCUGACAAGAAGUUGGUAUGGAAAGAAGCGUGGAAACAGAUUUGGAGAACUGAGAAAAAGCAAAUUUGGGUGGCUAGUAAAAAAUUGGAAUGGAAAGAAGCGUGGAAACAAAUUUGGAGGACAGAAAAGAAGCAGAUCUGGAUUCCCGAUAAAAAAUUGGAAUGGAAAGAAGCAUGGAAACAAAUCUGGGUGCCCGACUGGAAACAAAUUUGGGUUCCCGCGUGGAAGGAGAUCUGGAAACCAGUCAUUAUCCAAGAAUGGUUCCCUAAUCCGGAUCAUCACGACCACCACCAUGAAGAACAUCAUGGUUGGGAUAGAUCGGAUCAAGUGGACGAAUUGAAGUUCGGUAAAGUGCCUACAAGUAGUGUCGUUAGUAAUAGAAACACUAGUGACAAUACCCAGAAAAGCCAAAGCAAUAAGAGUUAGUGUUUGUUGACUGCUUGAAGUGAACGUCGUACCUUAUAUUACUGUAUAUACUAGUAUGUAAAUAAUUUUACUUUUUUAUUAGACUGAUCGUAGGUUGUAACUAAUUCAGCGCCGUCCGCUUGGAUCGAGAUAGAAAUCAAUUUCCUAAUAGAUCUGUCUGUAGAGUUUUAAUGCCUCUUUGUCAAGAAUGCUUUCAUAAAUUUUGAAGUAUUAUGAAAGAUUUGAAGCUAUAAUGAUAAGACGUAAUGACCUUUAAUUAUAAAUUAUUAGGCGACCUAUUUCAAAACGAAAUUAAAAUAGGCAUGCAGACAGUUCUAUUUAAGUGGGUGACACUUAACGCUUAUUCUAUUUGUUGAACUACUUUGUUAAAUGUCGUUAUUACAUAUUUAAAUAAAACAAAAUCAAC